UUGGACAUUGAGAAGAACCACCCCACAGCCCAAUAAUUUCCUCUUCCGCUUUUGAUUCUUUCCAGAAAAUUAGGUUUCGCUUUCUUCAUCACUACACUGAACACUUUUGAAUCUCCAGUAACACUCAUCACUAAGAAACAAGAACUCCAAAAAUGUCUGUGAUGCAACGUUACGGUAAAUGCAAAAGCGUUGUGAAACGAUCCAAAAAGUACUUAGACGAAGCGCUUUACUUGAAACUCUUCAAAGACGGUGGUUCUGAACUCAAUGUUCGUCAACAGCUUAAUCAGUUCAUUAAGAGUGGGAAGCGCGUUUAUAAAUGGGAAGUUGGCGAUACGCUUAAGAAGCUGAGACAACGGAAAUUAUAUCAACCUGCUCUUAAGCUAUCAGAGACAAUGGCUAAGAGGAAUAUGAUAAAGACCGUCAGUGACCAAGCUAUACAUAUUGAUUUGGUUGCAAAAGCUAGAGGUAUUGUUGCUGCUGAAAAAUAUUUUGUUGAUCUCCCCGAGUCUAAGAAAAAUCAUCUGUGCUAUGGUGCACUUCUCAACUGCUACUGCAAGGAGUUGAUGACUGAUAAAGCUGAAGGUGUCGUUGAAAAAAUGAAGGAUCUUGACUUUCCUUUGAGUUCACUGUCUUAUAAUAGUCUUAUGACUCUCUAUACUAAAGUAGGUCAACCAGAAAAGAUUCCGUCCAUCAUUCAAGAAAUGAAGAGUAGCAAUAUCAUGCCGGAUUCUUACACAUAUAAUGUAUGGAUGAGAGCUCUUGCUGCAGUUAAUGAUAUUUCUGGUGUUGAGAGGGUUAUUGAUGAGAUGAAGAGGGACGGUCGAGUCACUGGAGAUUGGACAACGUAUAGCAACCUUGCGUCUAUUUAUGUUGAUGCUAACUUGUUUGAGAAGGCUGAAGGUGCACUCAAGGAAUUGGAAAAGAGGAAUGGUUACAAAGAUCUUUCUGCUUACCAGUUUCUAAUUACAUUGUAUGGGAAAAUAGGCAAAGUAUACGAGGUUUAUAGGGUCUGGCGUUCUCUUAGGUUGGCAUUUCCUAAAACUGCAAACAUAAGCUAUCUGAAUAUGAUUCAGGUUUUGGUUAACUUGAAAGAUCUCCCGGGAGCAGAAAAGUGUUUCCGUGAGUGGGAAUCAAGCUGCACUACUUAUGAUAUUCGAGUUGCAAAUGUAUUGAUAGGGACAUAUGCAAAAUUAGAUAUGCUGGAGAAGGCUGAAGAACUAAAGGAGCGUGCUCGGAGGAGGGGGGCCAAGCCUAAUGCAAAAACUUGGGAAAUAUUUUUGGAUCACCAUUUGCGGAAUGCAGACUUUAAGUUGGCGGUGGAUUGUUUAUCCGAAGCAAUCUCAAUUGGUAGAGGGAAUGGUGAAAAGUGGGUUCCAUCAUCUGAGACAAUAGGUAUUAUGAUGAAGCACUACGAGCAAGAGAAGGAUGUUGAUGGUGCAGAAGAAUUCAUCGAAAUCUUGAAGAAAUCCAUGGAAUCUGUUGGGGAAGAGGUGUUUGAAUCAUUGAUUAGAACUUAUGCUGCUGCUGGUAGGACAAGUGCUGCUAUGAAACGACGAUUGAAGAUGGAAAAUGUGAACGUGAAUGAAGAUGCCCAGAAGUUGCUUGAGGCUAUAUCCGAGGAGUGAUUCAUGUAAAUUGAGAUGCUGUGUUCUUUCCUCACAUUCUGUGUUGCAAUAAAAAUUUGGUAUUUCAAUUUAAACAUUUUGAAGUGGCGCAUGCCGUAUAUGGUUUUCAAUAUAAGAGGUGGACAGUAGAAGUCACCCAUCUCCUUUUGAAGGAAUGUCUACACCAACCAUUAUAUGGUUUCUCAGUAUAAUCUUUACUCCUUGAUUUGUCUUUCUUAUUAUCCAUGCAACCUCAUGAUUCUUUUUUGUGGCAUGUGCUUGUUGUAGGCUUUAGCUUUAAGCCAAUAUACUUCAUCUAGAAAUGACAUAUGAUGACUCUAUUUUUUGAUUUCUGAUGCAAUUGCUGGUGACUUACCCAUCUUAGAAUUUUAAA
Medicago truncatula (barrel medic) is the source of this 1998-nucleotide messenger RNA. RefSeq names its product pentatricopeptide repeat-containing protein At1g60770. The coding region runs from base 153 to 1625 and encodes 490 amino acids. The transcript is spliced from 2 exons. Lineage: Eukaryota; Viridiplantae; Streptophyta; Magnoliopsida; Fabales; Fabaceae. Gene Ontology annotation, cellular component: mitochondrion. Gene Ontology annotation, molecular function: protein binding. The record is from RefSeq and is a predicted model, not a curated record.